AUGAUGGAAUAUAAGGCCUCGCUGAGCAGCAUCUAUAGGCAAAUAGGAGCAGCUACAAAGAAAAGUAUAAUUUACAAAAGGAAUCCUACUAUUUAUCAAUUGCUAAGGGCAGACAAAGAUGCUGUGGACAAGAACGCGCUUUCAGGAGUCUACAGUAUCCCUGCUACAGACACGCAGAGGCAGAAUAUGAUGUUCUACAUCGGAGUUACUGGAAAAUCCCUCAAAGAAAAGCUGUCAGAACACCAGAGAAACAUAAGAAGCAGACAGCCAUGCACAGCACUGGCGACUUACGUCUUAGCUGAUCCUCAAGAGGUCAAAGCUGAAUGGGACCGAGCUAGAUUGAUACAAAUAGUUCGCGACAAAAAGCACCUCCGGUAUGCUGAAGCCUGGCAUAUCUACAAAACCAGCCAAAAAGGAUUAGCUAUCAACUUCCGAGAUGCAAGCAAAGAUGGCCGAUUACGUAGUGGCGAUCACAUUUUACAAAUAGGAGAUGUUAACUUGCGUCGAAUGGGUUCCGAAGAAGUAGCCACCGUUCUGAGACAGUCGGGAAGUCAUGUCAGAAUUAUUGUAGCUAGACCAGUUGAUCCAACUUCUCCCGAUUACAACGCAUUACAUAGCAAUGCUCCCAUAGUGCCAACUAGAAUAUUAGCCGAUCCGGAAGAAGUGGAACGCCACUUAACUAUGUUCCAGCAAGCUCAUAAUGGAUUUGGAGAAAAUGUACCCGAUUAUAUCAGGUCAUCAGACCUGUCUCAUAUCAAUCACAUCAAAGACAAUGUAAGAGAAGAGGCUUUUCGACAAUACGAAUAUUUCGGUAAUCGACUACAUUCUUGUGGUUUAACGUAUCAAAAUAGUCACAGCACUAGUACAUGA
This is a messenger RNA of Centruroides sculpturatus (bark scorpion), 870 nucleotides long. RefSeq lists its product as uncharacterized. Gene Ontology annotation, molecular function: protein binding. The record is from RefSeq and is a predicted model, not a curated record. NCBI's taxonomy places the organism in Eukaryota, Metazoa, Arthropoda, Arachnida, Scorpiones, Buthidae. Bases 1 to 870 code for a protein of 289 amino acids. The transcript is spliced from 3 exons.